Dioscorea cayenensis subsp. rotundata (Guinea yam) is the source of this 1310-nucleotide messenger RNA. Its product is annotated as probable serine acetyltransferase 1. The record is from RefSeq and is a predicted model, not a curated record. The coding region runs from base 115 to 1143 and encodes 342 amino acids. The transcript has a single exon. Gene Ontology annotation, molecular function: L-serine O-acetyltransferase activity. Gene Ontology annotation, cellular component: cytoplasm; cytosol. Lineage: Eukaryota; Viridiplantae; Streptophyta; Magnoliopsida; Dioscoreales; Dioscoreaceae.
CACACAAGCAACUCACUUCUCCUUCUCCUUCUCUUCUCCGCAUCACUCUGUCAUUAUCUCUAUAAAUACCAUCCCAUCCAUCAGCUCAUGCUCAAACCCUAAGCUCUUCCCUCUAUGUCCGCUUCCCUUCUCUCCUCUCCGAUCAUCCGUGAAGUUCACCGCUCGCCGGCGACCCACCUGAGAUCCAUAAUGGCCACCUGCGUCGACAACCCUCAGCCAAAGCCGACGAUGAACCAUCUAUGCAUGAAUCCAACCCGAUCCAAGAUCGAAGACUCACUCUAUAGGUACGUUGCCCUCUCUCGCCCUGGCUUGCAGGACCUCGUCUUCUCCCCUCCGGCAUCCCCCGCCGGCGAUGAAACCUGGGGGAGAAUCCGGGAGGAGGCUAGAGAAGACGCGGAGAUGGAGCCGGUUCUGAGGAAAUACUACGAGGAUUCGAUCUUAUCUCAUGGAUCGCUGGAAUCGGCGCUGGCGAGGCAUCUAGCGACGAAGUUAGGGAGCGAGAUCGGGAGUGAUGUGAUGGAGAAGGUGUUCAGAGAGGUGCUGGAGUCGGCGCCGGAGGUGGGGAGAGCGGUGAGGGCGGAUCUAAAAGCGGCGAGAGAUCGAGAUCCGGCGUGCACGAGCAUGGCGAGAUGCUUGUUGUACUACAAAGGGUUUCAAGCGUGCCAGGCUCACCGGAUCGCGCAUCGGUUGUGGAUGAAGGGGAGGGUGGCGAUGGCGCUGUUCAUCCAGAGUAGGGUUUCGGAGGUGUUCGCGGUGGACAUACAUCCGGCGGCGAGGAUCGGGGAAGGAGUGUUGCUGGAUCACGCGACGGGAGUGGUGAUCGGUGAGACGGCGGUGGUGGGAGAGAACGUGUCGAUCUUGCACAACGUGACGUUGGGUGGAACGGGGAAGGUGGGAGGAGAUCGGCAUCCGAAGAUUGGGGAUGGGGUUUUGGUUGGUGCGGGGACGCAAAUACUAGGGAAUGUGAGGAUUGGGGAUGGGGCGAAGAUAGGGGCGGGAUCGGUGGUGUUGAAGGAGGUGCCGGAGAGGGCUACGGCGGUGGGGAAUCCGGCGAGGGUGGUCGGAGGGAAAGCGAAGAAGGAGAAGGAGGAGAUGCCGGGAAUUAGUAUGGACCAUAGUUCUUGGUCAGAUUACGUCAUUUAGGUACGUUAUUUAUAUUUUUAUAUUUAUAUAUUAUAUAAAUGGACAUAUCACAGUGUCUAUAUAUAUAUAUAUGUAUGUAUGUAUGUAUGAUUUAUGUAUGUAUUUUCUUCAGAGAAUCGAAGUUUUCUGAAUGAAAUAAAGAUAGAAGAGUUUUUUUACUUUUUAAU